This is a messenger RNA of Dermatophagoides farinae (American house dust mite), 2246 nucleotides long. The record is from RefSeq and is a predicted model, not a curated record. NCBI's taxonomy places the organism in Eukaryota, Metazoa, Arthropoda, Arachnida, Sarcoptiformes, Pyroglyphidae.
GACAUAAUUAUUGCCUCAAACGAUUUUAUUUAUUCAUAUGAAAAUAAAUAGUACAAUGCGUACAGCGGUUGUUUUCGUUAAUAACAAGAAUAUUAUGCAUGUUUCUGGAGGAAAAAUACAAAAUAAAAAAAUAAUUUUAUUUUCUGAUAAUCAUUGAUCAUUUCUUCAAUUUCUCUUCAAUCUUCUUCUUCAAUCAGACCGGUUUGACAACGAUGGAUGAUACUUGACGAUGGCAACUAUGUGCCAUACGAAAUGGAAAAUAUUUUGUGAUAUUAUCUUUAAUAUAUUAUGGACACCUCUAUCGUUUUUUCGUUUUCAUCUUCUUGGUUUUGAUCCUCUUCAUUUCAAUCAUGACGUUUUCAUUGCAUGCACCGAUAUAAAUGAACAUGAUCAUCAUGUAACUAACUUGAGUGAAGAAUCUGAAUUUUUUUGAAUUCAUCUUUUAUUAAUAAACACUACAAAAGUUUAUUUUCCCUGAACAAAUGAUCAGACCACUUUUACUAUCCAUCAAAUGAAUCGAAUGUUUUGAAUAAAAAAAACAUUCAUUUGUAUGACAAUUCUAAUUGUCUUAAGACCAAUAUCUAAUCUGGUUAAAAGUAAAUAAUUCCAGAAUUUCAACUUGUCUCUUAAUUCAUUGCUUAUUUUUAUUUUAACUCGUGUCGAUUCUUAAUUUUGAAUAAGACAUAUAAAGAUACAAUUUUUCAUCUUGUGAAAAAUUAUGAUCAUAAUGGAAUCCACAGUAACUACGGCGUCAUCACUUCCAUUUUCAAUGACAAAUGGUUUUUCAUCAACGCCACCACAGCCAACAUCAACUGAAUAUGAUAAUAAUGAUUUAAUUGAAUCGAAUGAAUCUUUGACAAUUACUGAAUCCAGAGAAUGGUCUAUUCGAGCAUCACCUCGAGCAUUAGCCACAAUCAAUCCAAUUCGAAAAAUUGUCGAAACAAUGAAUUUAACUCCUAAUCGAGAGAAACCAUUCAUCCCGUUAUCAAUUGGCGAUCCAACAUUGUUCGGAAAUUUCAAACCAUGUGACGAGAUAAUUGACUCAAUGUUAACUACGGUCAAUUCCUCAAAGUAUAAUGGUUAUCAGCCAGCAUCUGGCCAUGAAGAUGCUCGUAAAGCUGUUGCUGAGUAUUGUUCAUCAUAUGGAAUGGAUAUUGCAGCCAAGGAUAUCGUAUUAUCAUCCGGUUGUUCCCAUGCAUUAGACAUGGCUAUGGCCAUAUUGGCUUCACCUGGUUGCAAUAUGUUAGUACCAAGACCUGGUUUUCCUCUUUAUAAAACAUUAUCGGCAUUGAUGGAUGUACAGAUUAAAUAUUAUAAUCUUAUACCUGAACGUAAUUGGCAAAUUGAUAUCGAUGAUUUAGAAUCAAAAAUCGAUGAACAUACAACAGCAAUUAUCUAUAAUAAUCCUUCUAAUCCAUGUGGUUCAGUAUUCCCUGAAAAUCAUAUUCGACAAGUGCUGAAUGUAGCCGAAAGACAUCACAUUCCAAUCAUUGCCGAUGAGAUAUAUGAAAACAUAGUAUUUCCGGGCCAUGAAUUUCAUGCAAUAGCAUCGUUAACAGAUGAUGUGCCCGUACUUCAUUGUAGUGGAACAACAAAAAAAUUUCUUAUACCCGGAUGGCGUUUAGGAUGGAUUGCGAUCAAUGAUAAAAAAGAUAGAUUUGGACUAAAUAUUCGUACGGGACUUAAUUCUUUAGCACAAAGAAUUAUCGGCCCAAAUUCUCUGAUACAAGGGGCUAUCGGUCGGAUUUUAACUAAAACCCCGAAAUCAUUUUUCGAUGAAAUCAUCGCUAAUGUCCAUCGUAAUGCUGAUCGUGCAUUCAAUCGAUUACGUACGAUGAAAGGAUUGACACCAAUACAACCUGCUGGUGCAUUCUACAUUAUGGUUCAUAUUGAAAUGAAAUAUUUUCCAGCAUUUCAUAAUGAUUUACAUCUUGUUGAAACAUUGGUUGCUGAAGAAUCGGUAUUUUGUUUGCCAGGUGCCUGUUUCGAAUAUCCUGGUUAUGUACGACUUGUAUUGGCCAUUGAUUAUGAUAUGUUGGAAGAAGCUAUGGAUAGGAUCGAAUUAUUUACAAAUAGAUAUUUUACUGAUGAUCAAACCACUAAUGUAUCGAAUGAAUUAGAUAUUGAAAUGAAUUGAAAUUUUCAAUCAAUCCAUUUUUGUUAUUGGUUUUUCUUUCUUAUUCUCGUUCACAAAUUGUCUUUAAUUAUUUUUUUCUAUGUAAUAUAUUCUAAAUUUUGCUUCGAUU